CCUAUUGGCCAUUGCUUAAGACUGACGUAUCAAAAAGUCCAAUGGAAAGCAACCUCUUCGGGAAGAGGGCGGGCCCCGCGGACAGUCAAAUUUGCGCGGGUUGGAGCCUGGCGUAGUCAUGGCCGCCUUCCGCGACAUAGAGGAGGUGAGCCAGGGGCUGCUCAGCCUGCUGGGCGCCAACCGCGCGGAGGCGCAGCAGAGACGGCUGCUGGGGCGCCACGAGCAGGUGGUGGAGCGGCUGCUGGAAACGCAAGACGGUGCCGAGAAGCAGCUGCGAGAGAUCCUCACCAUGGAGAAGGAAGUGGCCCAGAGCCUUCUCAAUGCGAAGGAGCAGGUGCACCAGGGAGGCGUGGAGCUGCAGCAGCUGGAAGCCGGGCUUCAGGAGGCUGGGGAGGAGGAUACCCGUCUGAAGGCCAGCCUCCUUCAGCUCACCAGAGAGCUGGAAGAGCUCAAGGAGAUUGAGGCGGAUCUGGAGCGACAGGAGAAGGAGGUCGACGAGGACACGACAGUCACAAUCCCCUCGGCCGUGUACGUGGCUCAACUUUACCACCAAGUUAGUAAAAUUGAGUGGGAUUAUGAGUGUGAGCCAGGGAUGGUCAAAGGCAUCCAUCAUGGCCCCAGUGUGGCCCAGCCCAUCCACCUGGACAGCACCCAGCUCUCCAGGAAAUUCAUCAGCGACUACCUCUGGAGCCUGGUGGACACCGAGUGGUAGCCAGGAGCCUCGUGGCUGCGUCUUGCACCCAGCGGGCAUCUGCCGUGGUCAGAUCCAUUUCAAAUGAAAUGUGGGGACAUAGAUCUUUUUUUUUUUUUUUUUUUUGAGACAGAGUUUCACUCUUGUUGCCCAGGCUGGAGUGCAAUGGUACAAUCUCAGCUCACAGCAACCUCUGCCUCCCGGGUUCAAGCGAUUCUCCUGCCUCAGCCGCCAAAGUAGCUGGGAUUACAGGCAUGCGCCACCACACCCAGCUAAUUUUUUGUAUUUGGUAGAGAUGGAGUUUCGCCAUGGUGGUCAGGCUGGUCUUGAACUCCUGACCUCAGGUGAUCCACCCGCCCGCCUUGGCCUCCCAAAGUGCUAGGAUUACAGGCGUGAGCCAUUGUGCCCAGCUAGACGUCUUCCUUUUUUUUUUUUUUGAGACGGCGUCUCGCUCUGUCGCCCAGGCUGGAGUGCAGUGGCGCGAUCUCAGCUCACUGCAAGCUCCGCCUCCUCCCGGGUUCACGCCAUUCUCCUGCCUCAGCCUCCUGAGUAGCUGGGACUACAGGCACCUGCCACCACGCCCGGCUAAUUUUUUGUAUUUUUAGUAGAGACGGGGUUUCACCAUGUUAGACAGGAUGGUCUUGAUCUCCUGAGUUUGUGAUCCGCCCGCCUCGGCCUCCCAAAGUGCUGGGAUUACAGGCGUGAGUCACCGCGCCUGGACUUUUUUUUUUUUUUUUUCUUUUUACUGGAUUUCUUUUUCUCCUGAUUUCGGCCUCAGCUCCUAGAGUGGCCUCAGCUAGGUAACCAACGGGAGUCGACUUAUCCCAGGCCUGCAGUUUCACAUCUGUGACGGGAUGGGACAAAUGACACUGUGGUAUUCGAUGACAGCUCCCAGGUAUUUCAAGGUUGGCCCUUACUCAUUCAGGGGGUAUGUUUGAGUGCCACGGUGUGCCCAGACUUUGCUAGGCACCAGGGAGACAAGAUAUGAGUGACGUGGUUCUCCUCCCACUGCUGAUGGAGGAAUCAACACAAAAGCAGACAACACUCUAGAACUGGAGAGAGGUCCAGACUGUGACAGGAGCCACACCAGAGUGUGCAGGCUUCAUGGAGGACAGAAGCGACUUUUGUGCUGGGACUUAAAAAGAUAAGGAGGCCAGGUGUGGUGGCUCAUGCCUGCAAUCCCAGCACUGUAGGAGGCAGAGGCCGGCAGAUCACUUGAGCCCAGGAGUUGGAGACCAGCCUGGGGAACAUGGCAAGACCCCAUCUCUACAAAAAAAUUAAAAAAUUUGGCCUGGCGCGGUGGCUCAUGCCUGUGAUCCUAGCACUUUGGGAGUUAAAAUACAACACUUCCCAGCUGCCCUUAUAGUUAAGGUCUGGCCAGUGAAAUGUAUGUGGAAAUGUUACAUGACACUUCUAGAAGGAUUCUUAAAAGACAAAUACACCCUUUCUUCCCCCUUUCUAUUUUCUGGAAUGUGGGCGUGAUGGCUGGAGCCCUGGCAGCCAUACUGCCACAUGUACAGACGAGUGCCGUCCUUUAGGGAUGACAGGAGCCUGGUUCCCUGAUGAUGGCAGAGCCAGAUAUCAGCACAGACUUAUUUAAAUGGGAGAGAGAAGGGGGAGAACCAAUCUCAACUUCUGCCUUGUGUAAGCUGCUGGUUUUGGGGGUUUUCUACGACAGAUACCAAAAUAAACCCUAACUGAUUGAACAUGUA
Molecule: messenger RNA, 2403 nt
Organism: Gorilla gorilla gorilla (western lowland gorilla)
Lineage: Eukaryota; Metazoa; Chordata; Mammalia; Primates; Hominidae
Gene: SPC24
Product: SPC24 component of NDC80 kinetochore complex
Exons: 5
Coding region: 119-712 (197 amino acids)
Biological process (GO): chromosome segregation
Cellular component (GO): Ndc80 complex
Molecular function (GO): microtubule binding
Source: RefSeq, a predicted model, not a curated record